ACUCGUUUUUCCAAUUUCCAAUUAUAACAAAUAAUACUGUCUAAAACUGGGAUCUUGUUUCUGGCUGUAUCGAAGUUAUUUCUUCUGUUGAUUUAGGGUUUUAUCGUGAUUGAAAAUCACGUGUGAAUUUGAUGUUUGAAUAUUUUAAUUGAGCUGGUUAUAUUUAUCGAAUGGCUAAAUGGCUACUCUUCUCGACUUUGCCGCUCGGAAGCCUAUUAUUGGCAUUUGUUAUCCGACUCUUCUUAGUCGUAAUCAGUUGCCGGAGAAACAGGAAGAAAGCCAUGGGAUUCUUCCAUCCAUACACAAACGACGGCGGUGGAGGUGAGCGAGUUCUCUGGUGCGCCGUCAAAGCAAUCCAAGAAGAGUCACCCGAUCUUGACUGCGUCAUCUAUACCGGUGAUCAUGAUGCCUCCCCUAAAUCCCUCGCCGCCCGAGCCCUAGAUCGUUUUGGGGUCAAAUUUCUCCACUCUCCCAAGGUGGUGCAUCUUUAUAACAGGAAAUGGGUUGAAGAAACCAUGUAUCCUCGAUUCACUAUGAUUGGUCAGAGCUUUGGUUCAGUGUACCUUUCAUGGGAAGCUUUGUGCAAGUUUACACCUUUGUAUUAUUUAGAUACCAGUGGAUAUGCAUUUACUUAUCCUAUUGCCCGGUUAUUUGGAUGUAAAGUUAUUACCUACACGCAUUACCCGACGAUCAGUUUAGACAUGCUAUCUCGUGUUCAUGAACAAAAUUCUAUGUACAACAACGAUGCUUUCAUUGCUAAGAGUGCACUACUGUCAUGGUGCAAAGUCGUCUAUUACAUGAUUUUCAGCUGGAUGUAUGGAAUAGUAGGCUCGUGUGCACACCUUGCAAUGGUGAAUUCUUCAUGGACGAAAUCCCAUAUUGAGAAGCUUUGGGGAAUUACAGCUCGUAUUAAGCGAGUUUAUCCUCCAUGUGAUACUUCAACGCUUCAGGUGCUACCAUUAGAAAGGCCAAUGCAAUCACCAAAGAUUAUAUCUGUGGCUCAAUUUCGUCCAGAGAAGGCACACCUCCUUCAACUUGAGGCAUUUGCAGUUGCUGUAAAAAAUUUAGAUGCAGAUCUGCCAAGACCAAAGCUCCAAUUUGUAGGUAGUUGCAGAAAUGAAGCAGAUGAGAAAAGAUUGCAAGACCUCAGGGAUCGAGCUAAUCAGCUGAAGGUGGAUAGUGAUGUGGAGUUCCAUAAAAACGUGUUGUACAGUGAGCUCGUGAAACUUUUGGGAGGUGCUGCUGUUGGAAUUCACUCCAUGGUAGACGAGCAUUUUGGCAUAAGCGUAGUGGAGUACAUGGCUUCUGGUGCCAUACCAAUUGCGCAUAAUUCAGCUGGCCCGAAGAUGGACAUUGUUUUACCAGAAGAAGGAAAGCAAACAGGGUGUCUAGCUCAGAGCGUGCAAGAAUAUGCAGAUGCUAUUGUCAAAAUCAUUACUAUGCCUGAACCUGAGCGGCUUGAGAUGGCUACUGCUGCAAGGAGACGAGCUUUAAGGUUCUCAGAACAAAGAUUUUCUGAAGAUUUUAAGGCUGCUAUCCGACCUGUCUUGUUUCAUACCUCUAGAUGAUCAAAAAAUAUAUUUUUCACACUUAACAAAGAUCAAGUCCAAUGCAUCCCGGGAUUUGAUCUUUAAGUUAUUCUUAACAGGAGAGUUAGAGAAGAGUCUCAAAAUCUAUAAUUGAGUGCUACGGACAAUGCUAAGCUCCUCUCUCGAGCUGGUUGGUUAUGUUUAGCGAAAACUGAAGUUCUGAGUCCAUAUCACUUGAAAGAGCUGACAGCAAACUGGCUAGAUUGACAUAUCAUUGGAUGCUAAUAUAUACAUAUUGAUAGAAAUGAUCUAAUGAUGUUGCCAUGCUCACCAUGGGCAUUAUAAUCCAUGCUCACCAUGGGCAUUAGAUCAAUUCCAUUCAUAUUUAAAGGGUAAAUACCAAAUUUCUGAUUUGACGUA
Olea europaea var. sylvestris is the source of this 1949-nucleotide messenger RNA. Its product is annotated as GDP-Man:Man(3)GlcNAc(2)-PP-Dol alpha-1,2-mannosyltransferase-like. Gene Ontology annotation, biological process: protein N-linked glycosylation. Bases 171 to 1568 code for a protein of 465 amino acids. Gene Ontology annotation, molecular function: GDP-Man:Man(3)GlcNAc(2)-PP-Dol alpha-1,2-mannosyltransferase activity. The transcript is spliced from 7 exons. Gene Ontology annotation, cellular component: endoplasmic reticulum membrane. The record is from RefSeq and is a predicted model, not a curated record. Lineage: Eukaryota; Viridiplantae; Streptophyta; Magnoliopsida; Lamiales; Oleaceae.